CGUCCUGAAACCACACACUGUGUCAGUGCUGGCUGUCAAUCUGUCGUGCGUUUGUUUCCAAUUUUCGGCAAAUUUGUGCAAACUUCGUGCGUUUGGUGGUAAGCGUCGGGAAAAGCUGGUACCGCAAGCAAUAGGCAAACACGAAGGAAAAGGCGUGCACAGAGCCACAAGGGAAAAAUUCAAUUCACCGUUGUCGUUUCGUGCGUGCGUGCGUUGUGUGUGAAAUUUUCAGUGAAAGGUUUGCGUGUCGAGAUAAACAAAUACGGAAGGAAAAUCCCGUCCUCUGUGAGGAGCGACCACCGUUUUCCGGCUUGCAUCGUCAGCUCUUGCUGAGAAAACACAGCGCCAACAAGAGCCCCAAACAACCGAACAGUAGUAGCACCGUAAUUGGCCGGAAUGGCUGCAGCACCUGUUAUCAUUCCAUCGGUGGCGAAGCACACAUCCACGCUAAUCUUCCUUCAUGGCCUUGGCGAUACCGGCCACGGUUGGGCCACCUCGAUGGGAGCGCUCCGUACGCCCGACAUGAAGGUAAUCUGCCCGACCGCACCGAACAUGCCGGUUACGAUGAACGGUGGCUUUCGGCUGAACUCGUGGUUCGAUCUGAAAUCGAUCUCGAUCAGCGACCCGGAAGAUGAGGAAGGCAUCAAGAAGGCGACUCGCUACGUGCACGAGCUGAUCCAGAGCGAGAUGAAGGCGGGCAUCUUGUCGAACCGCAUUAUGCUCGGUGGAUUUUCGCAGGGUGGCGCACUGGCGCUGUACGCCGGGCUUACGUUUGCUGAACCGUUGGCCGGCGUGAUGGCACUGUCGUGCUGGUUGCCGCUGCACAAAAGUUUCCCGAGUGUGCGAAAGUGUCCGGAUACGGUGCCGGUCCUUCAGUGCCACGGUGACUGUGAUCCGAUCGUGUUCUACAAGUUUGGUCAAUUAUCGUCCAGUGUGCUGAAAUCGUUCAUGAAGAACUCGCACUUUCAAACGUACCAAGGGCUGGGCCACAGCUCCUGUGAUGCCGAAUUGAGCGAUAUGAAGAAAUUCAUCGAUGAUCAUGUUCCUCGCCAGUGAAGCCCUGGCUGGCUCCGGCGGCUCUAUUCGGCAGCUUGUUCGCUUACAUUCGUUAAAAAAAGAAAGCCGCACCCGUAAGAAGGAGGAGGAGGAGGAGGUAAUGUUUGCGACAUAAAAGCAUUAAUAUUAGCAUCCAAAUGUAGUGUAUCGGUUCGCAAAACAAAAAAAAAAAAAUAUUUCACACAAUGUUCUGUUAAUGCAAUAGAGCAUGCAACAACAACUUAUGUAAAACUCGAGAACGCGACGUAAAUAUGACUAACCCUAGCGCGAUUUAAAAGUAGUACGCGAGACGUUUGUUGAAAGCAAUCAUGAGAAGAAGUAGAAGAAGGAAAGGAAAUGGAUAAAACGGCCAAAUGAAAGUUGCAAAAAAAUACUAAAACAUGAGGACUGCAAAACAAUACAGAAACUGAGUCAAUGUUUUAAAAACACACAAAUACACACACACUAUUUUCAUGCACUAUUUUUCGUAGCUCAUGUGGCGAUAAAGGAAGAGAAGAAUCAGAUUGCAACAUCCUUCCCAAGGCCAACCCCCUUUAUCUGGGCCCUUUAGCAGCGUAGUGAUGGGCAAAUAGAAGUUUCAGGCGGGACCGAGGGUUCUUAUCGCUUGUAGACCGGUGGCAAGAUAAAACUACUUACGAUUACUGUGCAUUUUGUGUUGUAGAGACACGUUGCCACACUACGUUAUAUUAGAUAAAAAACUUGCGUGCGUGAUAAUAUGUGACCUAAACGCCUAUAUAUACAUACGGAGAAAGGGCUCAAGCAAACGAGAUCGAAAAAAAAGGUAUACAAGAAACAGGGCUGGGGAGGGGUGUAGUAAUGCUAGGAAAAAGCUAGGAAAGGGAAGAUUAAAAAAAAGGGAAACAACACACACACACAUACAAGUAUUGAAACACACGAGCUGGCAAUUGAACGCAAUCUAAGCCGAUAAAACUAGGGCGGGAAAAGGGUACGUAGGGAAAAGUGAAACUUUUGAUUUCUCUUUAGUCAUACACACAACACGCAACAGUCCCAAAAUCGAGAAUAGGAGUUGUAGUCUAUAGUAUUAAUGAGACAUUUCUCCUUGCUCUAGGGAAUAUGCUCUUGCUGCAACUAGAUUUCGUCCAAUGCGAGGUUUUCCUUUAGUUCAAUCGAAUUUUUCCUUUCUAAUUUUACCAUCUAGAGCGAGUGUUUUACUGACCAGAACACAUAAGAUAGACCUCCGUCUGAAGUCUUUCUAGGUACUGUGGCCCCAUAAAGAGACUAAGGAGAAUGGUAGAAUUCUAACCCCGUAAUGUCAAUCAGCAUGAGGACAAUUUAAAUAACACAUGUGAAUAAACUUCAAUCUUACGUUUUAGCUACGUUUCCUUAGCUACAACCAGCCAAUCGCUUGAUGGUGGAAGGCCGCUUGAUUUCGAUUUGACGACUCACAGUAAUGUAACAUAGUAACCUAUGUCCAGGAUGCCAGGAAAGAAGCUGAGCGUAGCGAUGGGAAUGACCACUCAGUAAAGUGAAUUGCAUCAGAGUGAGUGAGUUAAACCGUGCUUAGUGAGAGUGGUUAGUCGGCAGGGAGAGUCAAAUCAUAAGAGAGUUGAAAUUACUCUUAGUGAUGAUUGAAAUCAUCUCAGUCAUUGUUAAGAUUUAACUGAUUCACCCAAUCGGACUCAGUUUGCCCAUCACUAGCUGAGCGGUUAUCCAUUUGUUGACAAACAAAUACUUCUCCGUAGGGCUAUAUUUUCCUUUCUUCAAUUGACUAACUUCCGGCAAUCCUUAAAGAGGAAAAUAAAAGUAUAAUGCUUCUUCAAAGACUCACGAACAAA
This is a messenger RNA of Anopheles stephensi (Asian malaria mosquito), 2852 nucleotides long. It is a transcript of the gene Apt1, whose product is annotated as acyl-protein thioesterase 1. NCBI's taxonomy places the organism in Eukaryota, Metazoa, Arthropoda, Insecta, Diptera, Culicidae. The record is from RefSeq and is a predicted model, not a curated record. Gene Ontology annotation, cellular component: cytoplasm. Gene Ontology annotation, molecular function: carboxylic ester hydrolase activity; palmitoyl-(protein) hydrolase activity. Bases 397 to 1056 code for a protein of 219 amino acids. The transcript has 5 exons. Gene Ontology annotation, biological process: protein depalmitoylation.